AUGACUACUAUCAAACUCUACGACCUCGCUCGGGUUACUAAGUCGGGAGGUAGCUGGUCAUACAAUGUUUGGAAAACUCGCUUAGCUUUGAACUACAAAGGAAUCUCCUACACUACCAUCUGGGUGGACCACAGCACCAUCAAGUCAACCCUAGAAGCCAUCGGAGUGACUCCGAAUACAUCUGGAAAGGGGUUUGAAUAUACAGUUCCUACUGUGAAGCUCCAGGACGACUCUAUUAUCACCGAAUCUGCCAAGAUUGCAUCGAAGCUAGAGGACAUCCAACCAUCACCAUCCCUGCGCCUGGAUACCAAUUUGCAGGCUGAGGCGGACAGUGUAGUCCGCAUGGUCUACGCACCACUUCUUCCCAUUUAUAUGCCGCACGUGGCUCGCGAAGUCAUCGACAAAUCAACCGUUCCCGCAUUUGCCAAGUCCCGCCAUGCUCGAUUCGGAAUGUCACUGGAAGAGAUGGAGGGGCUCAUAGGAGAGGAACAGGCCUGGGAAGCCACAAAGCCUGGUUUCGAAGCCAUGAAAAAGCUUCUUCGUGAGCGGAAAGAAGACGAGGGGCCUUUCAUUCAUGGUAGUCAGUUGUGUUAUGCUGAUUUUGUCUUGGUUGCUGUCUUUGAGGCGCUUCGACGAGUGGGCAUUGAUAUGUUCGAAAAGGCUAUCGGGAUGGAUCCAUCUUUUGAAAAGCUUUAUGAUGCCUGUGAAGCUUGGGUGCAGAAUGACCAGUAA
This is a messenger RNA of Penicillium angulare, 732 nucleotides long. Its product is annotated as glutathione S-transferase family protein. Gene Ontology annotation, biological process: glutathione metabolic process; L-phenylalanine catabolic process. The transcript has a single exon. The record is from RefSeq and is a predicted model, not a curated record. Bases 1 to 732 code for a protein of 243 amino acids. Gene Ontology annotation, molecular function: glutathione transferase activity; maleylacetoacetate isomerase activity. Lineage: Eukaryota; Fungi; Ascomycota; Eurotiomycetes; Eurotiales; Aspergillaceae.